Molecule: messenger RNA, 3166 nt
Organism: Linum trigynum
Lineage: Eukaryota; Viridiplantae; Streptophyta; Magnoliopsida; Malpighiales; Linaceae
Source: the annotation of a GenBank genome assembly
AUAAAAUAUAUAUCGCCGAACUACCACCGAAGUUCCAAGUUGGAGCAACUAUGAUUACAAAAUAACAUGUUGGUAUAGUUGAUUGAUUCCAUAGUUUCGGCAUAAUUCGAAUUGAAUGUGAAGGUCGAUUAUGAAUUUUAUAAUUUAUAAUAAAUCUGAUAUAUGGGUUUGAAGUUUGUAGAGAUCGAUUGAACAUAUCUUGUACUUAAAUACGAUGUUAAUAUUAGAGAUCACAAAAGUUUGAGCACACAAUCACUUGAUCAGGCCAGCUCUUAUGAUCAUAUCAUAAACGGUGUUAUCGCAAUAAAUAAAUUGUUGAAAAAAUAAUAAGGUUAAAUGCACUUGUAUAUCCAAAACUUUCACGGUUGUGCCAAUAUUAUCCAAAUUUCCCGAAAUACCACUUAUAUCCAAUUCUUUCACAUUCUUUAACGGUGUUUUUGGAUAUACAAGUGUAUUUAACCAAAAAUAUAUUGAAAAAUGGAUAGAUUUGACAAAGAACAACUUUAAAACAUGGAUAUAAGUGGUAUUUCGGGAAAUUUGGAUAUUAUUGGCACAACCGUGAAAAUUUUGGAUAUACAAGUGUAUUAAACCAAAUAAUAAUUACGGAUGUUAGGUGGCCUGGCCGAAAACAAAGCCAUAUGGACCCGAAAUGGAAGAAAAAGGCCUUUCAUGGAUCGGUAGGGAGCCGGCCCAAACACCACCGAAAGCCCAAAUACGACUAUUUGCCAUGGUGUUCAAUGUCAGUCGCGAACUCACUGUUACAGUGUGUAACCCCUUUUCCCCAGCUGGUGCAAUUCCUUUCUGCGUUUGGUGUCUCUUUUACAGCUAUGGCCGCCAACUGGCUUCCCGGAGAGGUUGUCACCGGUAACAUCCCUCGUCCGGCUUCCGGACGUUCACUCGCUCGCUCCGCUUCCGGUCCGUCUCAACUGUUGGGGGAUUGAUGAGUACUUGUUCAAACCUCACUCUGCCUUGGCAAUGCUUGUUUGGAGAAAUUGAGGUGGCUAGCUCAUCAGAUUGCAUGAUGGUCGAUAUGGGACAUUAUAACUCCACUAGAUAUGCCUACCUAUAAUACGAAAGGUCGGCCUCUUCAACGAAAUGGUUGAUCGUUCGAGUUCUCAGGUCGACCUCAAUAUGUCACCACAAUUAACGAUGUCUGCGUGCCACAAUCGUUGUAAUUUUCCCCUUCGAACUUGUGUCAAGAACAAAAAAAACGAAACAGUACCAACAAAUUGAAAUGAUGAACAGAAGAAGUUGAGGGAUGAAUUGACGGCCUCCCAGAUUCCACCUCUAAAUCCGGACAGCAUAGAUACCUGACAACAACAGCAUCCGUUUGACUGUUAGCAAUACGAUCCAUGUCAGAAAGCUUUACGCACUACGAUCCGAACAUAAACAAACAGAACGUCUAAAUCUCCGCCGGAUCCUUUGAUCUGCUUCCACCAUUGCUCCCCACCUAUAUGAAGUUCCAGAGCUUAACUCAGAACAUGCAUUGUAUCUUCCCCUGCAAAAAAAUGUCGCAACAAAUUGCCAGCCCCGUCGUAACGGUCGACGAGCUGCGAAUCUCUCCGCCGCGGGGAUCAGUUCCCGCCACUUCCCUCCGGCUAACAUUGUUCGACAUAUCGUGGAUAAUCUGCCAUCCGAUUCAGAGAGUCUUCUUCUACGAUUUCCCGCAUUCCAGCUCCCAUUUCCGGCAAACAACCAUCCCCAGUCUCGCCGAUUCCCUCUCCCUGGCGCUUAUUCAUUUCUACCCUCUCGCCGGCCGGCUAGUCACCCCGACGCUUUCCGACGAGAGGGCUCGCAUAUUUUACUCUGAUGGCGACUCUGUUUCGCUCACCGUCGCCGAGACCGGUCUCCAAUUCGACCGUGUCAUCUCCGACCUGCCAAGCGACGUCGAACUGCUCCACCCUCUGCUGCCCAAACUUCCUCCCGACGACAGACCGAAUUCGGAGGGCGAAACCUCGUCCCCGCUUCUCGCCGUGAAGGUCACUCUGUUUCCAAACUCCGGCAUCUGCAUCGGGUUCGAGUUUCGCCAUGUGGCGGCUGACGGGCUGGCUUUCAACCAUUUCGUGAAAUCCUGGGCUUCAAUUUGCAAGUCCGGUGGCGGGGACUUGAGCUGGGUCGAAAAGUCUCCGCCUUGCCACGACCGAGAGCUGAUCCAGGAGCAUACAGAGCUCGAGAAUUCGCUUCUGAAAACCAUAGGAAACUAUGCAUCGCAUUGGGAUGAGGAUUCCCGCCAACGAAUGCUUGCCGGCAAGGUCCGCGCCACAUUCCGGAUUGACGGCGAGCAUAUUAAGAGGAUGAAAGCUUCUCUGGCCAACCACAAUGGCAGCAGCAAACAGUCGACGCCGGCGUCAGCGUUUACGGUGGCGAGUGCCCUUCUGUGGACCAGUUUGACGAGAUCCCGAGAACCCGAAUUCGUCGCUGCCAGCAGCGACAAAUUCAAUUCAGGGGAGGAUCACAUUGAUUGCUACGUAAUUCUGGUGGAUUGCAGGGGGCGCCUCAAACCCAAACUCCCGGCGACUUACUCCGGCAACUGUCUGUCGGGAAUCCAGGUGCUGGUGAAGCGAAGCGAUUUGAUAGGAGGCAACGGGUUUGCAAUUGCAGCCAGAGUAAUCGCGUCGAAGAUCAGGGAGAUGGAAGCUGAGGGACCGUUGAGGAGCGCGGAGAAGUUUUUCUCGCUUUCAGGAUGGCAGGAAAUAAUGAAACAGGGGAACAUCCUGUCGGUAGCUGGGUCGCCGAAGCUUGGGGUCUACGAAACCGAUUUCGGGUGGGGGAACCCGAGGAAGUCGGAGCCGGUUCAUGUCGAUUUCUCUGGCUCGGUUUAUUUCUCGGACGCCAGGGAUAAGGAGAAAGGCGGGAUUGAGUUCGGGUUGGCGCUGAGCAAGGGUGAAAUGGAUGCUUUCGCAGCAGCGUUUGAGCAGCAGUUGAGACGGUUCAGUGAGUGAUCCAUGGCUUGGAAUCUUCAUAUAGCUAUUGAGAUCAGACAGGGAAUCAAGAUCUAAGUGCUUGUUGUUUAUUUAACUUUCGAUAUGUAAUGUAAUGUGGGUAUCCGUUGAAGCAGCCAUCUUUGCUUUCUUUAUGUUCCAAGUAGGCCAGAACCCUACCCUGCAUCUGCAGGCAAGCUGAGUUCAACAUCACUCACCGUUACGAAUAUACUUCAGUAAGAGAA